Molecule: messenger RNA, 5619 nt
Organism: Phragmites australis (common reed)
Lineage: Eukaryota; Viridiplantae; Streptophyta; Magnoliopsida; Poales; Poaceae
Exons: 11
Coding region: 233-4942 (1569 amino acids)
Molecular function (GO): protein binding
Source: RefSeq, a predicted model, not a curated record
GGCAUGCAAACAAACCAAGGCAGCCCCACCCGUAUCCGAAUUCAAAAUUCGGCGUCACCGAAGGUUUCGAGCGGUCGAACCAGAAGCCCCCAACUCCGAAUUCCGUAAUCGCCCAACCCCAAGCAACCUCCGACCCCGGUCUCCUCCCCCGAAUCAACCAGACAAUCAGACGCGCCCGCCCCCACCCCGUUCCCCAGCCUUCCAGAGCCCCCCGGGCCCGCCGCCGCGGGGGAUGCCGCCGGCGGUAGCGCCCGAUCCGCCGCGCCAAAACCCUAGCGGGCCCGUGGGCGCCGCUGCCCGCAUGGCCAACCCGCGCCCAGGGCUCGGCCUCGCGCCGCCGGGCGCCGAUCCCUCCUCCGCCGCGGCGCCGCCGCCUUCCCGACGCGCGCCGCGCCUGGCCAAGAGGCGCCACGCGCCCGCCUCCUCCCGCUCUCGCGCGCCGCAGGCCACCGCCGGGACGUGGAGCCCGUUCGGUGGCGGCGGUACGGAUGGUCCGAGGCAGGAUGGAAACGGCGGGAUAGGGAGUGGGGGCGGAGGGGCCGGGAGCUUUGUGUUCGGUGCUGCUCCGGCGGUGGGCCAGCAGCUUCCGGAGCCAGCCGUGGCGGCGGUGUCACCCAGUGAAGCGCCCUUCGUGUUCGGGAGCGUGAGGGAGAGCCUGCCUCGGUUCGAGGAGGGAUGGUCAGCUUCGUCGAAGCUGCCCGAUAAGAUGGGGAAGCUGAACCUGCGUACUCGGGGCGAAGUUGGUGCUGGUUUCCGUCAGGGGGCGGAUAAAAAAGAUGGGGGUUCUGUAUUCGGUGUUGGUAUACCUGGUUUGGUUCCGAAUAUUGAAGUGAAUGGGCUCCCGGAGAAGUUGACGCAGUUGAAUUUAGGCGGUGGAGCGCCCUUGCGGAGUGAGAAGAGUGAGAGUGCUAAUGGCGUGCCGGAGACCUUUGUGUUUGGAGGUAAUGGACCUGGGAGUUUUGCUGAUGGUAGGAAUACUGCUGCUAUUGGUGCACAUCCAUUUGCUUCCAGCUCAGUUCAAGGUACCGAUGCAAAAUCUAUGCCAGAGAAGUUGACACUGUUCAAUAUUGGUAAUCAAGCACCUUCCAGGGGGAAGGGGAGUGAACAUACGAAUGGUGCGCCAACGGUUUUCAUGUUUGGAAGUUCCGCAGCAUCUGGUCACGCGGAUAGUACAAAGAAUGUUGCCUCUGGUGCUAAUGCCAGUUCAUCUAGUGCUGCUAACUGUUUGGAUGAUGCGAGUGUGCUCCCGGAGAAGAUAGCACGGCUGAAUAUAGGAAGCGACAUGCCCUUGGGUAACAUGAAAAAUGUUUGUACUAGUCAUCAACCUCAAGUGUUUAUCUUUGGGAGUGGAGGAGCUACAGGUGCUGCUUUUGGUAAUGCAACAAGCAGCACUUCCGAUAGGAGCUGUGAUUUUUUCUCUGCAAAUAGCCACGCUUCUAGUUCGAGCAAUGAUUUUCUCUCUACUGCAAAUAGCAACGCUUCUAGUUCAGCCGACGGCACUGAAAAUUUGCCUCCAGAGAAGACAUCAGAUUUUAAUGUAGGAGGUGGACUCAUGUCGCCGAGCAUGAAAAGUGCUAGUGCUAGUGGUCCACCAGAGGCAUUUCUAUUUGGAAGAAAUAGAACCUGGAGCUCUGUUUUGCAGUCUGCAAGCAAAGCCAUGGAUGAUGGUGGUAAUUUUGUCAAUGAUUCUGGUACAAACACUUGCACUUCAGCUCAUGGUACGGUGGAGAGGACACUUCCAGAGAAGAUGACAAAGUUAAAUAUAGGAUCUGGAAUCACAUCUGAGAGCAGGCUAGAUGAAACUGCUACUCGACCACCAGAAGUAUUUGUAUUUGGCAGUAACGUAUCUAGCUUUUCUUCUGCCCAGACUGCAAGUGUGUCGUCCACAAGUUUUCAAACUAAUGCAUCCUCUCAACCAAAGGACCAGGGAAGGAACUCUACUAACAAGAAUAUUAGAAAUUCCUCAAAUUCUGAAGCAAAUAGUGAUAAAAGAUAUGGGUCAAGUAACUUUGUUUUUGGUAGAGGCAGCAAUGUGACCGCUCGUUUUGAAGGAGCUGCAGAAUAUGCACUACAUGAUGAAAUCAAGAAAUUAAACAUCAGCAGGGAAGGGACUUCACUCAGAAGUACUAAUUUGAGCGAUUCUUCGACUCAUAAAUUUUCUUUUCAAUGCAAAGCAGAUGCUACUUCAGGAUAUGGUGCUGUUCCCAAACCCAAAGUUCAAGAGCCAUGCCCAUUUACAAAUCUGAAUCAUUCGUCUAGUUUCUCUACUUUUGAGAAUGCAGUGCCUGCUUUCAGUUUUGGAACCAUGGAUGCAGAAAGAGAAACUGGCCCUGAUACAGUCAAACAGGAGUUACCUGGGUGUUCCAGAGAGACCUUAUUUGGUCUAGACAAUAUAAAGUCAGCAUACAGGGACAAAAAAGAAGCACAUAAAAGCACAAGGAAAAAGAAAAGACCAACUAGGCUAAAACAACAUUCUCAACUCCAUCAGGCUGUUUCUCAAGAAACAUGCAUUAAUGGAGAAGCAUCAGAUUUAGCAGGUGACUAUUCACCAAUGGAUUGUUCUCCUUAUCCAGCAGCAGCUGAACAGGGGUCGACAGAGGCAUAUGUGGCUUCAGAUCAGUCUAUUCACAUAUGUGAUAGUAGUAUCUCAAAUCGAAACUCCAGUUGUGCUGAAGAUGAUCUAAUUUCCACAACUGAGCACUUUGUAAUCGAUACAGACCUUCCAACCUUCAGAGAUGAAGGUAGAGUUCCGAAUGUAGAUGCAUCUGAGAGCAAUUUUGUUAGUAGCUUUUCUAGUUUUGAAGAAAAUUUUAGCAAUUCAUCACAACAUUCUUUCACUAAUGUGAAUAUUGACACAAAUGAUGAAUUCAAAAUGGGCACAACAGAAGCUUGUGCUGAUGGUUAUGGGUACAAUGUUAGUGGGCAAGCUUGUGAUGAGAAUACCUACAGAACACAACAUGAGUUUGGUGAAGCUGUUGCUUUUCAAUCAAGCUCAUCACAUUUUAGUGGGCUAAACUUUAGCUUUGGUGCGUCAUCGUCUCCUCGAAGCUUGUUAUCAGCACAAAGACGUAAAACGAGAAGGAAGUUGAGAACAAAGGGUGGUUCGACAUCUAAGUCUUCACCUACCUGUGCUUCUGUCCAGCUAAAAUCUUCACAAGAUGUAAAGGUCAUGCAGUGUUUCCCUGAAACAAGUAAAAAUGAAGACCCAGUUAAGGAGCAACCAACAAGAGAUGCUUCUACUUCUGCAGCCCUGGAGACUUGUGAGACCUGGCGUACUAGUGGAAACAAAGCCUAUGCAAAUGGCCACUUUGCUACUGCAGAGGAUUAUUAUACCCGUGGAAUAAAUUCUAUUUCCCAUCAUGGCACUUCUGGACACUGUUCCCAUGCGUUGAUGUUGUGUUAUAGCAACCGUGCAGCUACAAGAAUGUCGCUUGGCAGGAUGUGGGAAGCCCUUCAGGAUUGUUUGAUUGCUACAUUUAUUGAUCCCAGCUUUCUUAAGGCUAAAGUUAGAACUGCAAAUUGCCAGCUUGCAUUAGGCGAUCUUGAUGGUGCAUCAAGGAGUUACACGUCCUGUUUGGAGUCCAGUAACACUUCUGGUUCUGACCUGAAAAUAUUUGCUGAGGCUUCUGAUGGUUUGGACAGAGUCAAGAGAGUGGCAGAUUGGAUAUCCCAGUCCAAGGAACUUCUUAAGAAAAGAACAUCUCCUGAAGCAGCAACAGCUUUAGAAUUGAUUUCCAAUGCAUUGCACAUAAGUCCGCAGUCUGAUAGCCUAAUGGAGAUGAAAGCAGAGGCACUGCUGAUGCUACGAAGAUACGAAGAAGUGAUUCAACUGUGUCAGGAGUCUGUAAAUCUGACUGAAAGAAAUUCGGUUUUACUCAAUGCUAAUGGAGAAUUGAGGAAUUCCAGUGUCUCUGAAAAGAGACAAUGCUCUGGAAGGUACUGGCGGUCCUAUCUCAUUUGCAAGUCUUAUUUCCUUUCAGGCAAACUUGAAGAGGCUCUUGACUUGCUAAAGAAGCAUGAGCAAGUCAAUCCUGUCAAACAAAGUGAUGAGAGCACAUAUCAAGAACGUUUCUCAUCGUUGUCAACAACUAUAAGACAACUACUUUCCCUUAAGGCUGCUGGGAAUGAAUCAUUUCAAGCUGGUAGAUAUUCAGAAGCUGUGGAACAGUAUUCAUCGGCUUUGUCAUGCAAUAGCGAAUCACGCUCCUUUUCAGCUGUCUGUUUUUGCAAUCGUGCAGCUGCAUAUCAAGCACUUGGUCAAGUUACUGAUGCGAUCGCAGAUUGUUCACUUGCCAUGGUUCUUGAUGCAAGUUAUCCCAAGGCAAUUUCUAGGCGAGCCACCUUAUAUGAGAUGAUAAGGGAUUAUGGACAGGCUGCUAGUGAUGUAAGGAAGCUAAUCUCGCUUCUUGAAAAGCAAUUCAAUAAGUCUAGAGUAUCACCAAAAGUUGUGAACAAGCACAGCGAUCUGAAGCAAGCACGUGCGAGACUUUCAUCUUUAGAGGAUGAAGCAAGAAAAGAUACUCCCUUGAAUCUAUAUUUAAUCUUGGGAGUCGAGCCGUCUUGCUCUUCAGCAGAUAUUAAGAAAGCAUACCGAAAAGCUGCAUUGAAACAUCACCCAGACAAGGUUGUUCAAUUGCUAGUAAGGAAUGAAAAUGCUGAUGAUGGAUUUUGGAGGGAUGUUGCCAAGGAAGUUUAUGCAGAUGCAGAUCAUCUGUUCAAAACAAUUGGGGAGGCAUAUAAUGUUCUUUCACACCCUGACAAGCGUCAAGAAUAUGACUUCGAAGAGGAUCUAAGAAAUGCUAAGAAGAGAGCACCUAAGGCGAGGAGUAUGCAUAGGUCACCAGAACCAAACUAUGGCAACAAAGGUUUCAACCCACGUCAGUGGCAGUCAAACAGAGGUUCAUCACGACGUUGGUACGGAUAUUCAGAUGAUUACUGGUAAACUUAUUGGCAGCUACAUGUGGUGUGGUCAUAACGCGAGAAGCAACUUUUUCAUCAGUUGCAUUUGGAGCAAGGCCUCCUUGCGCCAUGGCGCGUGGCACCUGUCUUCCUGGUGUUUUUAGGCGCCACUGCUAACUCACCGGCCUCUUUGGCACAUGGUGGAUCGGUCAGCCCAUGGUUGAUGCCAUUCUUUUUGGAGAGGAUGGAAAUAUAAGGAUUGAUCAGUUGCGAUGAUUGCUUUUGACACUGCGCUGGUGUACUGGCUGGGCCAGCACAUAAGCGGGACAUCAAGUCAUCUUGUUGGCAUGAUGGCCUUGAGUCUGAACACUAACGGCUAUGGGAGUGGGACAUUCUAUCUUUGCUGACAUGAUCUCAGUCCGGACACUAACAGCAACAUCAAAGGUUAGAAUGCAUGGAGAUAAGGUCGGUUUCUCCAUAGCAAAUGCAUAUUUUUUUCGUUUAGCGCAUAGUUACUGUCUCAGGGUACAGUACCAAAGAUCACCAGAAAGAUGAAACGAUACAUGUUCUUUUCUACGUGGUCUGCGAACUGCGGUUUUGUUCUGGUUUGUAUAAAUUAUUCAGAUGAUGUACCAUACCUGAAUGGGAAACAGAAAGAAAAGUGGUACAUAUUGUAACUGCCCAAUGUCGAUUGCAUAAUCUCGAGUUUUUUAUUCUUUA